AUGGCCGACAAGUCUUUCACCACAGCCGACGUCAGCUCGCACAAGGACGAUGCGAACGGCUUCUGGCUCAUUGUUGAGGACGGCGUCUACGAUGUCACAAAGUUCCUCGACGAGCACCCCGGCGGCUCCAAGAUCCUGAAGCGCUUUGCCGGCAAGAACGCGACCAAGGCUUUCUGGAAGUACCACAACGAGAGCGUGCUGGAGAAGUACGGCGGCAAAUACAAGAUUGGUACCGUCAAGGAGGCCCCGAAGCUGUAA
Molecule: messenger RNA, 258 nt
Organism: Trichoderma gamsii
Lineage: Eukaryota; Fungi; Ascomycota; Sordariomycetes; Hypocreales; Hypocreaceae
Exons: 2
Coding region: 1-258 (85 amino acids)
Cellular component (GO): intracellular membrane-bounded organelle; membrane
Molecular function (GO): heme binding
Source: RefSeq, a predicted model, not a curated record